Penicillium angulare is the source of this 609-nucleotide messenger RNA. RefSeq lists its product as uncharacterized. The transcript is spliced from 5 exons. The coding region runs from base 1 to 609 and encodes 202 amino acids. The record is from RefSeq and is a predicted model, not a curated record. NCBI's taxonomy places the organism in Eukaryota, Fungi, Ascomycota, Eurotiomycetes, Eurotiales, Aspergillaceae.
AUGGGCCUCACUGCAGCUCAGGACCUCAUUGUCUCUAUAAAAGCAUUCAAUUUGAUUGGAGGAACAUCUGUACCGAAGCUGUCUCGGGAGGCCAAGGUGAAUGAGCAAGGUUUAUGGGACUCCGGGUCUCUUGUGGCGGCAGCAUUCACCAAGUUUGCGGAAGUGCAGCAGACUCUACUUGCCAUACUUAGUGGUAAAGGAAUGGCUGUUCCAGAUCAGUCACAACAAACGCAGCCGACAGUUGCCGAGACCUUGAGAGCCAUAGAUACCUCGGCCGAUUCAAGCGCAAUGGAACCGUUACAGAAUCAGCCUAAAUUUGUCCAUAUUAAUUCCUUUCAAGAUGCGGCUAAAGCGGAAGGAGACUAUGCCAAGUUGACUACAACCAUGAAAUCCUUUGCAGACACCCUUGCCGGAAAACUUAAGGAAGUUUGGAUGCAGAAGUACAUCCAGUUGCUCAGACCAACAUUGGAAGAAAUGGCAACUCUUUUAGACAACCUUGGUGCCUACCUAGAGCAGGCUACAAGCUCCGAGUUUGCUGGAAACUGUAUCAAACAGCAGCGGGAAAUUCUCGAGGCAUCCCUGAAUCACACAAUUCAGACUUGUCGCUAG